Molecule: messenger RNA, 3040 nt
Organism: Thrips palmi
Lineage: Eukaryota; Metazoa; Arthropoda; Insecta; Thysanoptera; Thripidae
Gene: MFS16
Product: glucose-6-phosphate exchanger SLC37A2
Exons: 13
Coding region: 184-1806 (540 amino acids)
Biological process (GO): transmembrane transport
Cellular component (GO): membrane
Molecular function (GO): transmembrane transporter activity
Source: RefSeq, a predicted model, not a curated record
GCUUGUUUACAGGUGGCAACUCCCAGCCAGCUGAGAGGUUAUUGGUGUCUGACAGCUGUCUUCAAAGCGACAUUUAUUCAUUCCGUCAAGAAUGGCUCCAGAGCAACUUCAUUAAACUGUCCCAAACACAGCGUGAUCCACCAAAUUUCUCAGUGCCUUCGGUGGAGUUUCGUGCCCUUUUUCAUGAAGAUGGCCACUCAACUCCGCGAUGCACCAGCUGGGCUGCGGUUUUUGAUUUCUAUGGGAAACAAAUGUUUUCCUCGCCUCAGACUGAACAGAGAUCUAUGGUAUAAAUCUCUAGUUUUAGUUUUGACUUUCAUGGCAUACACAUGUUACCACAUGAACCGCAAACCCAUCAGUGUGUUUAAGAAUGUGAUAAAUCGUAACUGUUCUGAUCUUGUUCCACCUCCUGGGCAAGAUAUUGACCCAAAUGAUGACACCUGGUGCGAUUGGGCUCCUUUUGAUCAAGAAGGCUCAGAUGGACUUCUGGGUGCCCUGGACUCGGCAUUUCUUUUUGCGUACGCACUAGCAAUGUUUGCCAGUGGUUUUGUUGCUGAAAGAGUUAAUUUGAGAUACUUUUUGGCCAUGGGUAUGAUGCUAUCUGGGAUCGCCUCCUAUCUCUUUGGGCUGGCUCGUUUCUUAGAUAUUCAUCACUUAUCUUACUUUGUAAUUGUGCAAGUGUUUGGUGGAAUAGUUCAAACAUCAGGCUGGCCUGGUGUUGUCACUGUGGUUGGAAACUGGUUUGGCAAAAGUAAAAGAGGCUUUAUUUUUGGAGUGUGGAAUUCUCACACAUCACUGGGGAACAUUCUUGGCACAACAUUGGCUGGAUAUUAUGUUGAGCGAGACUGGGGUUUGUCUUUCAUGAUGCCAGGCCUGGUCAUGGGAAUCUGUGGCUUAGUUAUUUUUAUGUUUCUUGCUCCUCACCCAGUCAAUGUAGGUUGUGGAAGACCUACACAUUUACAGGAAGCAAGUGAAUCAACAGGAAGCGUUAACGCUCCGGGGCGAGUGCGGUCCCAAGUGUCAUUCCCUUCAGAUGCUGACACUGUUACUUCCAACAGCUCCAGCAUAGAUGACCCUGAUCUCAUUGAGGAUGAAUCUCCGGAAUCAUCUCGUCUCCUGCAGCCUGAUGGCACUAGUUUGUCUGGAGAUCGUCCUCAUAAAGCUAUUGGUUUUCUUGGUGCUCUUAGAAUUCCUGGAGUUAUUGAAUUUUCCAUGAGCUUGUUCUUCUCCAAACUUGUCAGCUACACAUUCUUAUAUUGGCUCCCAAAGUACAUCAAGACAGCAACAAGUUUGUCUCCACGCCAAAGUGCUGACCUGUCAACUCUAUUUGAUGUGGGUGGUAUCAUUGGUGGUAUAAUGGCUGGUGUGAUAAGCGAUUACAGUGGAAUGAGUGCUACGACAUGCUCUGGCAUGUUCAUUUUAACUGUUCCAAUGUUGUUUAUGUAUCAAGCGUAUGGCAAUGAAAACAUGGGCACAAAUAUUUUACUAUUAAUGCUAUGUGGCUUGCUUGUGAACGGUCCAUAUGCCCUUAUUACCACUGCUAUCUCGGCUGAAUUGGGCACACACCAUUCAUUAGAGGGCAAUUCUCGUGCUCUUGCAACAGUCACAGCUAUUAUUGAUGGCACAGGUUCCAUCGGUGCUGCAAUUGGACCAUUUGUGGCUGGUUUAGUUGCCCCAUAUGGCUGGAAUAAUGUUUUCUACAUUUUGAUGGGAGCAAAUAUUAUGGCUUUGUUGUUUUUAUGUCGGAUAGUCGUUGCAGAAAAUCAAAGGUUUUUACGCACUCGGCGAGGUACAUGGACUGCAUAGACUUCUUCAAUAGAUAGGUAGAGAAAUACAACCCUUUUAUAGUCAAUCAGUUCUUCGGUACUCUCUUGAGCCCUAUCUCUGGGAAUCUCUACUUAAUUAUGACUUGAUCCCCCUCUAUAUAUUAUCUUGUGUGGUUCUUGAACCACUCAGUGCUACUACAUUUUGUUAUUGCCAAUAGGCAGCUGUUUUAUCAAAUUUGAUCUUUUAACAUAUACAAAGACCUUCAUUUUAAAAUGCUCAAUAUAGGUGUGUGAUGUUAGUGUAGGUCAAUAGCAGCCCCCCCCCCCCCCCAUUUUUUCCUCUUUUUCCCCUGUUUGUUCUACUUUUGUUUUUAGUCCUAUCUUGUUUCUUUCUUUUAUAAAUUUAUGUUCCUACCUGAGAGUGUGACUGUGAUGGAACUUCUCAAGAAUGACUUGUGAUAUGUAGAACAUCCAGUGAUGUUCAAGGAUUUAUUAUAUCUUAUCAUGUAAUGUAUUUUGUUUUGAUUCACAAUUAAUUGCUUAUUAUGAAUGCAAUUCAGUAAUGUCAGCCAUGUACUGUGCAUUGGAAGAAGCAUUCUGUUUAAACUAGGUUUUAGUUAUUAUUAUUAUUUUCUUUGUGUUUUGUCAAACAAAAAAUUUAAUCAAUCAACCUUUUGAAAAAAAAAAAUCUUAAGAUCUGUGACACAGGUUCUAUGUUGACAGCACUGUUUGGAUGAGAAGAAUUAUAAUAAUAUCCUGAAAGAGUUAGAUGCAGGAAUAGCAGUGUUUUUAACUUCAUUCUUCCGUAUGUCUGUUUUUAUUUGUUAGUUAAAAAGUUAGUAACCUUUACUAGUGGUGAGAGAGCUUUAUUAGUUUCCCUUAGGGGAAUAUGAUGUUUGGUACCAAAGCAUUUAAAAUAGACAUAGUGAUGAUCAUCCGGAAGUCAUUUCUGAGAGAGUGAUGUUUCAGAAUUGAAUGGUGGGUGUACUCGUCUGUUUCCAGAUGCAGAUCUUUUUUUGUGGCUUUUGCUUGCUUAUAAUCCUUUUGUCCUUUUAGUCAGCAUACUCUUUUUAAAAUCUUGACAAGGGACAGUAAUUCCUUCACUUGUACCUACAUAGGCAACCCACUUUGUGGGAACUUGCGACUUAAAAUGUAAGUUGUAAAUCUUAAUCACUCCAAGCAGGAUCUAUUUUGUACAUUCUGUAUUUUUCUAUGAAGGUGUAGUAUACACACUCAUAUGCAAGAAAAGUAAUAAAAAUAUUUUUAUGAAAAUU